AUGCUUAGGCAAGUACAUAAUGCCUCAAAAUCAAAUUUGAAAAGUGAAUGGGAAAAAUGGUUAAAAGGAGUAGAUUUUCAGAAACAGGUUCCUUACCAAAAAUUUCUAAAUUUAAAAUAUUUUAAGUAUAACCAUUUCAUUUUAAUCGAAUGUAUUGGAAUAGAUAAACAAAUAGGGGAAGAUUUUUGUAUCAAAGUUGAAAACAGACUUAGAAUACAAUUAAUUACUACAAUAGAGGAAGACCCUAAACUAGUUGAAUACUCACAUAUUGGACAUUAUUGGGACAAAGAAAAAUGUAGACCAAAGCAAAACUUGCUUGGAAAAAAGCUCAAAAAUACGGAUAAUGUAUUUUGCAAGUAUUGGUCUGUCGGAUUAAAAUUGCCGCACGGAAAAAAGGAUUUUGAGAAAGCAGAAAUUAAUUUAUUAGAAGAACGUUUUAUAAAGUUUGGAGAAAGAAUAAUGGAAGGAAUUAAAAAGAAAAAUAAAAUUGAAGAGGAUUGUGUUGGGUUAAAUUUGAUUUAUGAGAAGGGGCGAGACGAGAACAAUCGAGAAUAA
Molecule: messenger RNA, 555 nt
Organism: Meloidogyne enterolobii
Lineage: Eukaryota; Metazoa; Nematoda; Chromadorea; Rhabditida; Meloidogynidae
Source: the annotation of a GenBank genome assembly